Vespa mandarinia (Asian giant hornet) is the source of this 537-nucleotide messenger RNA. RefSeq lists its product as uncharacterized. The record is from RefSeq and is a predicted model, not a curated record. NCBI's taxonomy places the organism in Eukaryota, Metazoa, Arthropoda, Insecta, Hymenoptera, Vespidae.
UUUUUUUUAUAACGUCGUGGAUCUAACAAUGUUCUCGAUUAAUAUGAGAUUGUUCAAAACUACAACUCUUUUAUUAUUAUUUGCAUUUGUUGGAACUCACGUAAGGUGUUUGCCAAUUGAGGAAUCUUCAUCUACAACUUCAUCCUCAUCCUCAACACUUUCUAACACCGGUGAUCAUUAUGAUCAAAGACAAAAUGGCACUGACAAUUAUCGUAUUCACGUUGACGGCGUAGUUGUGGUCGUUGCACCAGUCGAAGCUCUUUUAUUAGCUGGUGAUGUCAUUGGUACCAAUCAAUCUGACAUAUCGUUGCUCGAAUCUAUGUUGUACAAUGCCAAACCAGAAGAUGAGAAACCAAAUGUCGAACAUUUGGAGAAACCAACUGUCUCAUCGAAAUCUACACACAGAUCCAGUUUACGUUUAAUGAAUCUACUUGCUCCCUUUAUACGCCGUCUUUAUCACAAAGAAUGAAUCCAAUACUGAAUUUUAAACAAAAUCUUCGAAGACUUAUUUUUACUAUAAUGUAAUAUGAAAAUGUG